GGGAGGUCAGUGUGUACUAAAAUGUUUUAUAUGAAACUACUUAGUGCCUGCAUGUUUCUAUUUUUUUUUUAAUAUAGUCUACAGGAAAGUAAACAUUUUAUUAUAACCAUGGGGGGAAAAAAAGUCAAUGAUUUCCCGUUUCAUCAAUUGAGGCAUAUCUGGAUUGUUUGUGGGAACUGGUUUAUUAUCACUAAUGCACAAGAGACUACCGAGAAGGGAGGGGUUACAAAGCCCAAGAGAUUUAAAAACUGCUUUUUUGGAAAUAAAAGAAACAAUACGAUACUUCUACUUUACUUCAGACCUAGGCCAUAGAUUCUGGCACUCAAAAUAAAAACAUGCCUCUGUGUGUUGUGUUAAUACAGCAAAAACCAAAACCAAUAAAAGAAAAACUAAUAUUCUUCUUUCCUCCCACAGAUACUGGUUUCUUUCCCAGGCUUUCUGAAAUCUGAGCCUCUGCUAAAUAAUAAAUACGUGGGCUUCACCUACGAACAUGGACAGAUGCUCUCAUUUUGGAGAACUUCAAUUUUUUUUUUUUAAAAGAGUCAAUUUGGCUUUGAGCAUUUGGCAAGGGUACAAUGCCUUAAAAUAAGCAGAUGACCAGCUCAACUACUGAUCAUGCUGACCAUUGUACAGAAUCAGAUCAAAUCACUGAAAAACAGCGAAUGGCUUUCUCUUGUAGAAUGUCUGAACAGAGAACUAUUCCUGAGAAUCUUUUGCUGAGUUCAUUUGAUCACUUAGUCUCUUCUAACUGGUCUGUAUCACAGACAGAACUGAUUCCAGAGGAAAUGAAACAGAUUGAAGAACAGGGAAGUAAACCACGCUGGGCAGCUCUCCUGAUACUUAUGGUGAUAAUACCCACAAUUGGUGGAAAUAUCCUUGUUAUUCUGGCUGUUUCCCUGGAGAAAAAGCUGCAGUAUGCUACCAAUUAUUUUCUAAUGUCCUUGGCAGUGGCUGACCUGCUGGUUGGAUUGUUUGUGAUGCCGAUUGCUCUCUUGACAAUCAUGUUUGAAGCUAGGUGGCCCCUCCCACUUGUUCUGUGCCCUGCCUGGUUAUUUCUUGAUGUCCUUUUUUCCACCGCAUCCAUCAUGCAUCUCUGUGCCAUUUCAGUGGAUCGUUACAUAGCCAUCAAAAAGCCAAUCCAGGCCAGUCAAUAUAACUCCCGAGCUACAGCAUUCAUCAAGAUUACAGCGGUGUGGCUAAUUUCCAUAGGCAUUGCCAUUCCGGUCCCUAUUAGAGGGACAGAUAUGACUGAUCUGGGUAACCCAAACAUCACCUGCAUAAUUACAAAGGAUCGUUUUGGCAACUUCAUGCUUUUUGGCUCACUGGCUUCCUUCUUUACACCUCUGGCUAUCAUGAUUGUCACCUACUUCCUCACAACCCGUGCUUUACAGAAAAAAGCAUACUUGGUCAAAAACAAGCCACCUCAACAGCUAACAUGGCUGACCGUGUCCACAGUUUUCCAAAGGGAUGAAACGUAUUUUUCAUCACCCGAAAGGGUGGCAAUGCUGGAUGGUUCUCGAAAGGACAGAACUCUGCCCAACUCCAGUGAUGACAUACUUAUGCGAAGAAUGUCCACAGUUGGGAAAAAGUCAGUGCAGACCAUCUCCAAUGAACAAAGAGCCUCAAAAGUUCUAGGGAUUGUAUUUUUCCUCUUUUUGCUUAUGUGGUGCCCCUUUUUUAUUACAAACCUAACUUCAGUUUUAUGUGAUUCCUGCAAUCAGAAUACACUUGAAAAGCUACUAGAGAUAUUUGUAUGGAUAGGUUAUGUUUCCUCAGGGGUAAAUCCUUUGGUUUAUACUCUCUUCAACAAGACAUUUCGGGAUGCAUUUGGUCGGUAUAUCACCUGUAAUUACCAGGCUACAAAAUCAGCAAAAACUCUCAGGAGAUGCUCCAGCAGUAUGUACUUUAGGAAUUCAAUAGCAGAAAACUCCAAUUUUUUAAAGAAGCAUGGAGUGCGGAAUGGGAUUAAUUCUACUGUGUACCAGAGUCCAAUGAGGCUCCGAAGUCCAACCAUUCAGUCUUCAUCAAUCAUUCUACUAGAUACACUUCUUCUAACUGAAAACGAAGGUGAUAAAACUGAAGAGCAGGUUAGUUAUGUAUAGCAGAAAUGGCUGUUUUCACCUGACUAACAUGAAUAAGGUGAUGAGGUAGAUCAAUGUGCCAAAAAAAGAACUUUUUAUUAUGUAUCAGAUAAUGUCUUUAAGAAUUGUAUAUUAAGUUUAUCCAGUGUUCUUGAUUUGGGCAAAAUUACCCCAUGAAAAAAAUAACUUUGUACAGCUGCCAAGGAGAGUAGUCAACACUCAGGUUCAAUGUAAAAACAUUCAAAUGAACUAAAACUAUUCAAUAAAUUCCAGGUUUAAAAAAUGUGAUGGGGCCAGAGUUAGGUUCAAGUUGUCACUCAUUCCAUGGGAGCACCACGUAAAGAGAAAUCUACAUGAGCAGUAAAGCAGUGCAGCGGUAUCUUUCUCCACCUCCACCUCUAAAUCUGAUUUGCCUCCAGGGUUAUCAUUGGGGCUCGGUGCCUGCACUAUGAAUCCAUUGCUCCUGGCGGCCAUCUCUACUCCGCCACCCCCAGUUGUUGCUGCUGGAUAGGACAGAGAAAAAUUGAGAAAGGGGGAAGA
Molecule: messenger RNA, 2621 nt
Organism: Erinaceus europaeus (western European hedgehog)
Lineage: Eukaryota; Metazoa; Chordata; Mammalia; Eulipotyphla; Erinaceidae
Gene: HTR2B
Product: 5-hydroxytryptamine receptor 2B
Exons: 3
Coding region: 594-2102 (502 amino acids)
Biological process (GO): G protein-coupled receptor signaling pathway, coupled to cyclic nucleotide second messenger; smooth muscle contraction; chemical synaptic transmission
Cellular component (GO): plasma membrane; dendrite
Molecular function (GO): G protein-coupled serotonin receptor activity; neurotransmitter receptor activity
Source: RefSeq, a predicted model, not a curated record